This is a messenger RNA of Vigna radiata var. radiata (mung bean), 437 nucleotides long. RefSeq lists its product as uncharacterized. Lineage: Eukaryota; Viridiplantae; Streptophyta; Magnoliopsida; Fabales; Fabaceae. The transcript has 2 exons. Bases 84 to 404 code for a protein of 106 amino acids. The record is from RefSeq and is a predicted model, not a curated record.
GUGAUUUAAGUAUUCACAAUGGUGGUGCGAUCGUUGUGCAAAGGAAAACACAAUGGCACUAUGAUUCGGUCCUCGCAAUGUAAAUGAGUUUUUGGUUCUAUUUUGGAUGCAAGUUUGAUGGCGACACUUGCAAGGAGAAUGAGUUUCGUGCAUUUGCAGGUAGGGGAGGGGCUCGCUGUGUGGUUGGCAUGGUGAUUCUCGCAAAGGACAAAAGUCACGAUGUUGGUUUUUUAAGAGUGAUGGAGUUUCGCGAUGGAGGUCUAUCGUGGUGCCGCUCACGAGCUAGGUUCCAUGGUGGCGACGUUCGCGAGCUAGGGUUCAUGGUAGCGACGCGAUUGGGUUUCUCUGCUAUGCGAUUUGGGAGUUCAGAAAUUGUGAUUUUUUCUGGGUUUUGUUGUGUCUGAAUCGCGAGGAAGAAGAUGAUGUUAAUGGUGUCC